Balaenoptera ricei (Rice's whale) is the source of this 4022-nucleotide messenger RNA. It is a transcript of the gene RUFY2, whose product is annotated as RUN and FYVE domain containing 2. Gene Ontology annotation, molecular function: metal ion binding. The record is from RefSeq and is a predicted model, not a curated record. Lineage: Eukaryota; Metazoa; Chordata; Mammalia; Artiodactyla; Balaenopteridae. The transcript is spliced from 18 exons. Gene Ontology annotation, cellular component: cytoplasm. The coding region runs from base 275 to 2095 and encodes 606 amino acids.
CACACCUUUUCCUUCUCUUUCCGCUCCGGCUGGACCCGAAGUGGCUCAGAGAGGGCGGGUUUCUCCCCUGCCGCCUGCAGGCUCCGCGGCCCCCCGCCCUACUCGGGCUCCGCGGGACCGCCCGGCCGUCCUCCCGCCGCCGGGAGCGCUGUGGGCCGCAGCGGGCCUGGUCGCAGACGCCGUGGCGGCCGCCGCUCGCCUGAAGGGAGCUGCUGGCUGGGCCCAGGGAGUCCCCGCCCGAGACCGCGCCGCCGCCGCCGCCUCCGCCGCCGCCAUGGCUACAAAAGACCCUACAGCUGUAGAGAGAGCAAACUUGUUAAACAUGGCUAAACUCAGUAUUAAAGGACUCAUUGAAUCUGCUCUAAGCUUUGGCCGCACUUUGGAUUCUGAUUAUCCCCCCUUGCAGCAGUUCUUCGUUGUUAUGGAACAUUGUCUGAAACAUGGUCUUAAAGUAAGAAAAUCAUUUUUGAGUUAUAACAAAACUAUAUGGGGCCCUUUGGAACUGGUGGAGAAGCUGUACCCAGAAGCAGAGGAAAUAGGAGCUAGUGUCCGGGAUUUACCUGGUCUUAAGACCCCCCUGGGUCGUGCAAGAGCGUGGCUUCGAUUAGCCCUCAUGCAAAAAAAAAUGGCUGACUACCUGCGUUGCUUAAUUAUUCAAAGGGAUCUCUUGAGUGAAUUCUAUGAGUAUCAUGCACUAAUGAUGGAAGAAGAAGGAGCAGUAAUUGUUGGGCUGCUGGUUGGCCUGAAUGUGAUAGACGCUAAUCUGUGUGUAAAGGGAGAGGAUUUAGACUCACAAGUUGGAGUGAUUGAUUUUUCCAUGUAUUUAAAGAAUGAAGAAGAUAUUGGAAAUAAAGAAAGGAAUGUUCAAAUUGCUGCCAUAUUAGACCAGAAGAAUUAUGUUGAAGAAUUAAAUAGACAACUGAACAGCACAGUCAGCAGUCUCCAUUCAAGAGUUGACUCUUUAGAAAAGUCAAAUACUAAGCUGAUUGAAGAGUUAGCAAUAGCAAAGAAUAAUAUCAUUAAACUCCAAGAAGAAAAUCAUCAAUUACGAAGUGAAAAUAAAUUGAUUUUAAUGAAAACACAGCAGCACCUAGAAGUUACCAAAGUAGAUGUGGAAACUGAGCUUCAAACAUAUAAGCAUUCUAGGCAGGGGCUAGAUGAAAUGUACAAUGAAGCCAGAAGGCAGCUUCGAGAUGAAUCUCAGUUAAGACAAGAUGUGGAGAAUGAGCUGGCGGUACAAGUUAGUAUGAAACAUGAGAUUGAACUUGCCAUGAAGUUGUUAGAGAAAGAUAUCCAUGAGAAACAAGAUACUCUGAUAGGCCUUCGACAACAGCUAGAGGAAGUUAAAGCAAUUAACAUAGAGAUGUAUCAAAAGCUGCAGGGUUCUGAAGCUGAUUUGAAAGAAAAAAAUGAAAUAACUGCCCGACUAGAAGAAAAAACCAAUAAAAUUACUGCAGCCAUGAGGCAGCUGGAACAAAGAUUGCAGCAAGCAGAGAAGGCGCAAAUGGACACUGAAGAUGAGGACAAGAAAUAUCUACAAGAAUGCCAGAGUAAAUUCGACGGUCUGCAGAAACAAAUCUCCCAAAAGGAGAAACAGCUGGUGCAACUGGAAACCGAUCUGAAGAUUGAGAAGGAAUGGAGGCAAACUUUGCAAGAAGAUCUUCAAAAGGAGAAGGACACCUUAUCUCAUCUUAGAAAUGAGACCCAACAAAUCAUUAGUCUUAAAAAAGAGUUCCUUCACCUCCAGGAUGAAAAUCACCAGUUGAAAAAAAUAUAUCACGAACAGGAGCAAGCUCUUCAAGAACUUGGCAACAAACUUAGCGAAUCAAAACUUAAAAUAGAAGAUAUAAAAGAAGCCAACAAAGCAUUGCAGGGACUGGUUUGGUUGAAAGACAAAGAAGCAACACAUUGUAAACUUUGUGAAAAGGAAUUCUCACUCUCUAAGAGAAAGCACCACUGUAGAAACUGUGGGGAAAUUUUCUGUAAUGCUUGCUCUGACAACGAACUGCCUUUGCCUUCUUCACCAAAGCCAGUACGGGUUUGUGAUUCCUGUCACGCAUUACUGAUUCAGAGAUGCUCAUCUAACUUGCCAUAAUACUCCAGAACUAAAUUCUUAUGUAUGAAAAGUACCUACGAUGAAUGUUAUGUAUGAACGUGUAUACAGCGUAUUCAGACAGUCCUUCUUAAGCAGCUUUCAGACAGCAUUGGUACCAGUUUUACUUUCCACAUAUUCAACUCACGGGAAUUAUAAACUGUAUAAUUUGACAUUUCCUUCCCCACUGUAACUCAGAAAGAAUUUGAUAGGGCAUGCUUUACAGUAACUUUAUCCUAAUUCCUGAUGUAGUAAUCAUGUAACUCUUUUCUUAAUGCCAUUGAGAGGUCAGAUAGCAUAGCUAACACAUUUGCCUUAUUUUGUAAAGACCUUAAAAAUAGGGCUUCAGAUUGUUUUAUUCUCCAGAUUGUCAAACUGAUAUUUGAUGGUGCCUGUAAUUUUCUUAAUGCACUUUAAAGCUUCACAGUUCUGAAAGAUUGGAGAUACACAUUUUAGAAGUAUUUAUAUUUCAACACAUUUUUCAUUACCUUGGUAAGAUUUCAACAAUAUUUAUUUGCUCCGCCUUCCUCUGCCCAUUUUGCAUUAGAAAAGGCCUUCCUUUAAAAAAGUCAAUGUGACAUUUGCUGAUAACUUUCAGAUAACAGUGCGUUACAGAGGUAUUAUUUUGCCUGACAACUUUUUGUUUUGAAAGUAAGUUAAAAUUCCAUAUGCAUUUCUUAGGGAGGACUCACAGCCCCCUUUGAAAGUCAAAACAUACAUAAACCCUUCCCCAGAAAAAAAUGUAGCAGGGAUUACAGGCUGAUUUGAUCCUCCCCUAAGCAUUUAAGAAGAAAUCUAAAAUGCAAUAAAACUUUGCUUUUGAUAUGACAGUCUUGAGUAAAAAAAUUCUGUAUUACGUUUCCAUUCCAGUAACUUUUAGGAAGCAUUACACUGUAGCAGUCUACUACUACAGUAUAUAUACAGAAUAAAAUAUUUACCAUUUAGUGAGCACCUCCAAGCCAGGGCCUAGAGUAAAGAUGUAGUUUCAGCCCUGCCAUUAAAUUCAUACUUGAACUAUUUCAAGCAUGAACGUCAAUAAACACUAAUCCCUGCCAUACCAAGAAUUUAAUCCAGUUACCCUUGUAUAAUUAACCAUCUGAACAGCCUCACCACUUGGGGUUCCACUUUUAACCCUAAUUUAAAUCAUGCACUUUAAGUCUGAGAACCUUUUAAACAUGUCAUAGGUAUCUACGUUACUCCUAAAAGCAUUAAUGAAUCAUGGCUACCUCCCUCUCUGGUAGGAUAGGGUUGCUUAUUCUAUAGGAUUGUUUCCUCAGAGUACAUUCUUCCAUUGAAGUUUAAAAUUAUUUAAUUUUCUAAAUUGCCAAAGUAUGAAACCAUUAUUUUACUUUCGGAUUUAUCUUCUCCCUAAUCCAGUUUUCGGUGUUCAGUUAGAACCGACACACCGAUUUAUAGGUGGUCCUUAAUGCUCUGAUAGGAAUAUUUGAGACAUGAAUUAUAUUCUUGGAACUAUUUUGUACUGAUGGGAUUGGAUUAACAUUUUUAUGAUUGCUGAAAAUAAGAAUAAGCAAAAAUGAAAAUUUCAAAUACUGUUUUUUAUAACUGUGCUUAAAUUUAAAAUGUGAUUUUCUUAAAUUCCAAGGCUGGUUUCAUUCAACAAAUAAACCAUGAUUUUUAGUCCCCCUUUAAAUUCUUUGCCACUCAAAACUCAUGUCAUCGCCAUUGAUUUGGGCUUUUUGUAGGCAGGCUUUUACAACAGUAAUACAAGUUGCUCCAUUUUGUUUUGACUUUUAUCUAAAAACCAUUCUACUAAUUUUGGAUUUUUUGUUACACAGCUGUCAAUUUGUACUUUGUGAACUUCACAUACCAUUCCCUCAUCUAGGAGUACUACCACAGUAAUGCUAUCAUGGUGCCAAGGAAUUGUGAUUGUAAUUCUUCUAUACACAGUUUUAAAAUGUGAAUUUUAUAU